AUGGCGGAGAAGCAGGUAUUCGGCGAAUGGGCUCAAGUUGAAGUGGUGGAACUAGUCAACGAUGGAUCCGGUUUGGCGUUCGGCAUCGUGGGGGGACGGUCCUCGGGAGUGGUGGUCAAGAGCGUCCUCCCUGGUGGAGUUGCUGAUAGAGUGAUAAAUUAUAAUGCUCAUCAUUUCCUACAGAGGCAUCGGGGCCAUGAAGAAAAUCUGACGAGGUUUGCCAGAGAUGAAACGAAUCUGGAAGAAAAUUCGGAGCCACGACCAAUUAAAUACUUUCAAGGAGCUUGCGAGCCGAUGUCCUGUGGAGAAGAAGCUGCGUGUACGGAAUACAACAGUACCGUUCAUUUCUGUUGGUGCACGACCACCGGAAUGCCCAUUACUGAGGACUUGCAAUGCCCAAGAAGUCCAGUGACGGCAACUCCUAAACCGAUCCAUAAUGUGAUUCCGCCGCAGACUCGCACCACUAACACAUUCGACGGAAGAAACGCGCCUUCACCGCCAACUGCUCAAUUCAGUGGAGAAGUUUUGGCGGAAGCAACGACUGGAAAUGAACCAAAUGUUGUGGGAGCCGGUGUACACGUUACAACAGGAGUACUGCUGGCAGCUCUAGUUAGUGGAGCAUUACUUCUUUUGUUCGUGGUAUCUAUUCUAGUUUGGUACUUUAGACGAAGGAUAUGUCGCGUCGAUGGAAAAACUCAGCCGCGAGUGCGGCCAGGAGAGCCUCUUCUCGCUGAAAGGUAUAUAACGAACCCCCAGUACGGUGUGUACGGAGCCGGCGCGACCGCGACCGGCACGGGUCCGGCGAACGGACCGAUUGUCGACGACACUACAGAACCCAGAGUACCUCUCUUAGAUAGAAGCGCUUUGACAUUCCUCGAAGAAGUAGGCGAAGGAUGUUUUGGCAAGGUGCACAGAGGUUUACUUCGAGUGAAUGACUUGGAACAAGAAGUCGCAAUUAAAGUUCUGAAAGAAAGUGCCGGACGCAGCGCGGAAGAGGAAUUCAUACGAGAGGUUUCGAUAAUGUCUGCAUUUAGACAUUCAAAUAUUCUUACUCUAGUUGGAGUGGUCUAUAAAGAUAAUGUUAUAUGCAGCCCUUGGAUGGUGUUUGAAUAUAUGGAGCUGGGUGAUUUGGCCGGUGUCCUGAGGGGGUCUCGCAAUGGUGUUCGACCUGCACCCACGCUGAACGAAGUUGCUCUCUUACACGUAGCGCUACAAGUAGCGAGGGGCAUGCAAUACCUCGCUUCCCGCAGAUUUGUCCACCGUGAUUUAGCUGCCAGAAACUGUUUGGUCGGAUCUCAUCUUACAGUUAAGAUAGCUGAUUUUGGAAUGUCUAGAGACGUUUACACUUGUGAUUAUUACAAAAUGGGCGGUGAACGUCCAAUGCCAGUACGGUGGAUGUCUCCGGAGAGCAUUCUGUACGCACGUUUUACUCACGAAUCAGACGUGUGGGCGUAUGGUGUCGUACUCUGGGAGAUAUACAGCCGAGGCAAACAACCAUUUUAUGGGCAUAAUAACGAAGAUGCCACAAAGUUAAUCGUACAGGGUAUUUUGUUGGUGCCGCCAGAAGAUUGUCCUCGAUUUGCUUGCGAGUUGAUGCGUGAAUGCUGGCAGUUCGAUCCACAAAAUAGGAUCGAUUUCGAUGAGAUUUGUAGAAAAUUAGAAAUAGCUGCGGCCGGUGGUACUACGACCGAGCAAGUGCGACUGCCGCGACCACCAAAUCCUUCUCAAGAUUCUGCUGGAUAUUUGAUCCCAGCGCGGCAAACUCCAGUUGAUUAUCUGACUUUAUUGUUAGGAGAUGAAAAUCAUGAGCCCGAAUCUGAGUCUAGUGAAGAAGAGGAAGACGAAGAAGAGUAUACUUGACGGAUACCGAAGGCGACGAAUUCGCAAUACGUGUCGCGCCUUUCACUGUCGGACAUAGUCCCGGCUCACACGUCCACAUUCCUUUCACGUAAUAGUAUCGAUCAAUCCGAAUGUUAAUUUGUGAGCGAUUUUCGAAUGAUACUAAUUGUAAUGGAAAAUAGUUGAAAAGGAGAUAAUAAUACUCAACUGUUUUGUGUGUGAUAUUUUCAUAAUAAAUUAGGUAUAAAAUGUCGUUCGAAAUAUCUGUGUAGGCAUGUAUUUAUUUUAAUUUUGUGCUAUAUACCAAAAAAUAUAUAAUAGAUACGUGUACGUUAAAUUCGCGUUAUGUGUAUUAUAAUAGGUAAAUUUGUGUAUUAAAUUAUACCAACCCACUUUAUAUUGUAUCUUUUUGUACCUAAAUAAGAACAUAAGGUAUCCUUAGACUGAACAUUGUAUUUCUACUACCUACUAUAAUAAAAAAAUAAUGAAUGUUAAUAAAUUGUUUAUAAGCGGACUACAGUUACUUUCUAGUCCAAUAUUUUCAUACCUAUUUGUUGUGUUAGUGUGUGUUAUUAAAAAGAGUAGGGUAAGAA
Bombyx mandarina (wild silkworm) is the source of this 2432-nucleotide messenger RNA. RefSeq names its product tyrosine-protein kinase transmembrane receptor Ror. Gene Ontology annotation, biological process: cellular response to nerve growth factor stimulus; protein phosphorylation; positive regulation of kinase activity. Gene Ontology annotation, molecular function: neurotrophin binding; neurotrophin receptor activity; ATP binding. The record is from RefSeq and is a predicted model, not a curated record. NCBI's taxonomy places the organism in Eukaryota, Metazoa, Arthropoda, Insecta, Lepidoptera, Bombycidae. Gene Ontology annotation, cellular component: signaling receptor complex; plasma membrane; axon.